Messenger RNA from Pungitius pungitius (ninespine stickleback), 3498 nucleotides. Its product is annotated as protein MTSS 1-like. Gene Ontology annotation, cellular component: cytoplasmic side of plasma membrane; actin cytoskeleton. Gene Ontology annotation, molecular function: phospholipid binding; actin binding. Gene Ontology annotation, biological process: adherens junction maintenance; plasma membrane organization; positive regulation of actin filament bundle assembly. Bases 293 to 2437 code for a protein of 714 amino acids. The transcript has 15 exons. The record is from RefSeq and is a predicted model, not a curated record. Lineage: Eukaryota; Metazoa; Chordata; Actinopteri; Perciformes; Gasterosteidae.
CAUUCUUGGAGGGCGGGGCCGAGCGGACGCGCGUCCACCUUCCUUCCGGCGCGUCCCCGAGAGCCGGAGCCAGUGGAGCAGCGUGAGGUCGAUCCUCGUUGCCGUUUCCCGCAGUCUCCUCCCCGCGCCGACAUGCGUCUCCUCCCGCGGGCAUGUCGUCUCUCUGCCGGGCACUGACCGCCGGCCCCGCCGCUGCUCGCGUCCGCGUCCUGGUCCCCCUCAGCCGGGGAAACCGGUGAGCCCGGCCGCUCCUUCCUGUGAUUGCCUCGUUUAUGGUGAGACGCGGCUGAAGAUGGAGACGGUGAUGGAGAGGGAGUGCAGCGCGCUGGGGGGGCUUUUCCAGACCGUCAUUGGAGACAUGAAGGGCAGCUAUCCAGUGUGGGACGACUUCAUCAGCAAAGCCAGCAAGCUGCAGUCACAGCUCAGGACGACGGUCGUCGCGGUAGCAGCCUUCCUGGACGCCUUCCAGAAGGUCGCCGACCUGGCGACCAGCAGUCGAGGAGGAACCAGAGACAUCGGCUCGGCCCUCACCAGGAUGUGCAUGAGGCACCGCGGCAUCGAGGCCAAGCUGCGCCACUUCUCCAUGGUGUUCCUGGACUGUCUGAUCAACCCUCUGCAGGAGCAGACUGAGGAGUGGAAGAGAGUCGCCAACCUUCUGGACAAAGACCACGCCAAAGAGUACAAGAAGGCACGUCAGGAGAUCAAGAAGAGAUCUUCAGACACUCUGAAGCUGCAGAAGAAAGCAAAGAAAGCUGACGUAUUUGGUCGUGGGGACCUCCAGCCUCAGCUGGACAGCGCCAUGCAGGAGGUCAGCGAUAGGUUCCUCCUGCUGGAGGAGACGGAGAAGCAGGCGGUGCGGAAGGCUCUGGUGGAGGAGAGGAGCCGCUUCUGCUGCUUCUCCUCCCUGCUGAAGCCCGUGGUGGAGGAGGAGAUGUCCAUGCUGGGGGAGAUCACUCACCUUCGGACCCUCACCGAGGACCUGAAGACCCUGACGAUGGACCCUCACAAGCUGCCGGCCUCCAGCGAGCAGGUGAUCGUGGACCUGAAGGCCUCUGAGUGCACCUGGUCCUACCAGACUCCGCCCUCGUCACCGAGCACCACCGUAUCCAGGAAGUCCAGCAUGUGCAGCAGCCUGAACAGCGUGAACAGCAGCGACUCUCGCUCCAGUGGCUCUCACUGCCACUCCCCCACCUCCCACUUCCGUUACCGCGCCUCCUCCUCCUCCUCCUCCUCGGUCCUCCCGCAGCAGGCGCCGGCCCGCCUCUCCUCCAUCUCCUCCCACGACUCAGGCUUCAUCUCCCAGGAUGCCUUCCAGUCCAAAUCCCCCUCACCCAUGCCCCCGGAGACCUCACAGUCACCUCACGGUUUUGACCAUCACGCCGUCGGGGGGGCGCUGAAGACCCUGGGCACGUACCUCCACCCUCCAUACUUCACCUACUCCUCCUCCACCACCACCUCCACCUCUCCCAUCUCCUCGCCCUCCUUUUCGUCCGUUUCGCCCUCGUGGCCGUGGGCCCGCUCCGGCCAAUCAGAAGAGCUCCUGCCUCUCAGCCCCCCCGGGCUGGGAGUUCCAUCCUGGAAGGACUGGGCCAGACCAGGACCGUACGACCUGUCCAUGGCCCACACCCUGAAGAGGAGCAGGGACCGCAAGGAGGCAGCCGAUCUGAUGGGGGAGGAGCCUCAGGGGGUCAGAGGUCACCACUCUGCGAUGUCACCAAAGGAGGACAGGGACACCCACGAGGAGUUGGCCCGGGCGCUGGCCAGAGGUCUCCACCUGGACAUCCAGGGCUCCAGCAGAGACUCUCUGCAGGGCUCCAGUGGCUACAGCAGCCAGACCACCACGCCCUGCUGCUCCGAGGACCUGCUGCCCCCCCACGGGUCCGACUGUGACUACUUCUCGGUGGGGGCCGACCCCGAGGCCGACCUGGAGAAGUCUUCCACCAUCCCGAGGAACAGCGACAUCAGCCAGUCGUACCGCCGCAUGUUCCAGUCCAAGCGGCCGGCCUCCACCGCCGGGCUGCCCUCCACGGCCCCCGCCGCCACCCCGGGGGUCGCCACCAUCCGACGGACGCCGUCCUCCAAGCCCAACCUGCGGCGGCCCCCCGGGGGCCUGGGCCCCAUACCGAUCAAGCCCCCCAUGAUCCCGGUCAAGACUCCCACUGUGCCCGAGCACCCGGGUUUCCCCGGCAACGGCGCCCGGACCCCGCCGGGCCCCGCCGCGAGAUCAGGCCCGUGGGAGAGCGAGGGGUCUGACCCGCCGACCCCCCCGCCCCCGCAGCCCGGCGCUCGGGCGUCGGAGCGGGAGCGCCGGCCCCUCCCGGAGCUCCUGGAGGAAGCGGAAUAUGGCGAGGUGGAGGACUUCCUGGUGGCCAUCCGACGCGGCGUCCGGCUGAAGAAGGUGUCGACCAAUGACCGGUCGGCGCCAUGGAUCCACUGAGACGUGGGGGGGGGGCUUGCUGGCGGGUGGCCUCGAGGGGGCGGCGCCCAGAGGCGCUGAUCCAGGAUCAGUUCAGCAUUUAAUUGGUUUGAAGCCUGAAAGAGGAACCGGACAUCGAACUUCUGUCGUUUGGUUUCAGCCAAAAACUAAAAGUGAAAAUGUGACAAACUCUUAGUUUGAAAAUCUCUCUUCUCUGUAGAAGUGAUCCUCAACUCGCCUCCCGGCUUCUGCUCGUCCCACCGAUGACGUGUUUUCAAACCACCAAAUCAAUACCACUAUGUACAUAUUUAUUCUGUUGUGUUUGUCACAUGCCCCCCCCCCCCCCACAUGUCCACUAAUGGUGCCAAAAGCCUGAAUUUAACCUAAAUAUUGAAAUGAAGCUGGAUAUAUAUUUUUUGUGUACAAACAGAGGCUUUUCGAUGGAGAAUAAGGGGGCGUGUUUGUAAUGGCAGCAGAUUGAGGCUCCACUGAUUGGGCCCACAGUAGAUGACAGUGGAUGACAGUGGAUGACAGUGGAUGACAGUAGAUGACAGUAGAUGACAGUGGAUGACAGUAGAUGACAGUUGAUGACAGUAGAUGACAGUAGAUGACAGUGGAUGACAGUGGAUGACAGUAGAUGACAGUAGAUGGCAGUGGAUGACAGUAGAUGACAGUAGAUGACAGUAGAUGACAGUGGAUGACAGUGGAUGACAGUGGAUGACAGUAGAUGACAGUAGAUGACAGUGGAUGACAGUAGAUGACAGUAGAUGACAGUAGAUGACAGUGGAUGACAGUGGAUGACAGUAGAUGACAGUAGAUGACAGUAGAUGACAGUGGAUGACAGUAGAUGACAGUAGAUGACAGUGGAUGACAGUGGAUGACAGUGGAUGACAGUAGAUGACAGUGGAUGACAGUAGAUGACAGUAGAUGACAGUGGAUGACAGUAGAUGACAGUAGAUGACAGUGGAUGACAGUGGAUGACAGUGGAUGACAGUGGAUGACAGUGGAUGACAGUAGAUGACAGUGGAUGACAGUAGAUGACAGUAGAUGACAGUGGAUGACAGUAGAUGACAGUGGAUGAC